Messenger RNA from Carya illinoinensis, 3221 nucleotides. Its product is annotated as pentatricopeptide repeat-containing protein At2g02750. Gene Ontology annotation, biological process: RNA modification. NCBI's taxonomy places the organism in Eukaryota, Viridiplantae, Streptophyta, Magnoliopsida, Fagales, Juglandaceae. Gene Ontology annotation, molecular function: RNA binding; protein binding. The record is from RefSeq and is a predicted model, not a curated record. The transcript has 2 exons. Gene Ontology annotation, cellular component: intracellular membrane-bounded organelle. Bases 189 to 2042 code for a protein of 617 amino acids.
AUUUAAAAAUAGCCGUAGGGCUUACGAAGAAGUAGCACUGUAGCAGCACGAUUUGUUUAAAAAUAUGUCCGGUUUGAGUUUGGAAACAGCUUAACCGGAGUUAAGCCCAACAAAACCUCCGGAGUCCGACCUCGGAGGACUGGUAAAUUGAUGCUGCCCUGGCCGUUUUAGAUUUUAGAACCUGUCCCAUGAAACGCGAAGUUGCCAAGCUUAUCACGGAUGGCUCCUACAGAGCAGCACUUUCCUUGUAUUCCCAAUGCCACUCGGCCUCGCUCCCUCCUAACAAAUUCACCUUUCCUCCUCUCCUCAAAGCCUGUGCCAAACUCGGGUCAGCUCUACAAGGGCAGAUGAUCCAUACCCAUCUCAUCAAAAUGGGUUUUCUUUCCGACGUCUAUGCAGCCACUUCUCUCACCGACAUGUACAUGAAACUGUAUCUAUUACAAGAUGCACUCCAGGUUUUCGAUGAAAUGCCUGAAAGAAACUUGGUUUCAUUGAAUUCCUUAAUUUCGGGGUUUUCACAAAAUGGGUAUCGCAGAGAAGCAUUCUCGGUGUUUAAACAGGUGGGGUUUGGAACGUGCAGGCCGAAUUCAGGAACUAUAGCUAGUUUAAUGUCGGCGUGUGAAAGCGUUGGACGUGGCAUGGAAAUACAUUGCUGGGCGAUAAAAUUGGGAGUCGAGACGGAUGUUUUUGUUGCAACCUCGAUUGUGACAAUGUAUUCAAAUUAUGAAGAUUUGGUUUCAGCUUCAAAGGUGUUUGAGGGGUUACCUAAUAAGAGUGUAGUUAGCUAUAAUGCUUUCAUUUCGGGACUUUUGCAGAAUGGGGUUCCACAUACGGCUUUGGACAUGUUUAAGGAUAUGAGGGGAUGUUCAGUCGAACAGCCAAACUUGGUUACUUUUAUUUUGGUUCUUUCUGCAUGUGCUAGUCUUCUGUAUCUUCGAUUCGGUAGGCAAGUGCAUGGACUCAUAAUGAAAACUGAAACAGAAUUUGAUGCUAAGCCGGCAACGGCGCUGGUGGACUUUUACUCCAAAUGUGGCUGUUGGCAAAUGGCAUUUGAUGCUUUCAAAGAGCUUGAUGGAAGCAGAAACUUAAUAACAUGGAAUUCCAUGAUUGCCGGCAUGAUGUUGAAUGCUCAGAGUGAGAACGCUGUUGAGUUAUUUGAACAGUUAGAAUCUGAAGGGCUGGUACCUGAUUCAGCAACUUGGAAUUCAUUGAUAAGCGGGUUUUCACAACUGGGGAAGGGGAUUGAAGCCAUUAAUUGCUUCAAGAGAAUGAUAUCUGCUGGCGUAGUCCCAAGUUUAAAAUCUAUCACAAGUCUUUUACCGUCUUGUUCAGAUCUGUCUGCUCUGCAGUGUGGAAAAGAGAUUCAUGGGCACUCGAUUAGAACCAAUAUCAGUACUGACGAGUUCAUUGCCACUGCACUUAUUGAUAUUUACAUGAAAUGUGGUCAUUAUUUGUUGGCACAAAGGAUUUUCGAUCAGUUUGAUAGAAAACCUGAUGACCCUGCGUUUUGGAAUGCUAUGAUAUCUGGCUACGGAAUAAAUGGGCAGGAUGAAUCUGCGUUUAGGAUAUUUGACCAGAUGGUUGAAGAAAAAGUACAACCAAGUACGGCAACGUUUACUAGCGUAUUAUCUGUCUGUGGCCACACUGGCCAGGUUGAAAAGGCUUGGGAACUUUUAAGGAAGAUGAAUAUAGAUUAUGGUUUGGAACCAAAACCAGAACACAUUGGUUGCAUGGUGGACCUUUUGGGUCGAUCUGGUCGAUUGGAUGAAGCUCAAGAAUUAAUACAAGAACUACCACAGCCUUCUGCAUCUGUUUUUGCUUCUUUACUUGGUGCUUGUAAAUGUCAUUUAGAUUCAAAAGUGGGGGAAGAAAUGGCAAUAAAUCUGUCAGAAUUGGAGCCAGAAAAUCCGUCUCCUUUCGUGAUCUUGUCUAAUAUAUAUGCCACAUGUGGAAGGUGGAGGGAUGUGGAAAGGAUUAGGGGGAUAAUGAGCGACAAAGGUUUGAGAAAGCACCCUGGCUUUAGCUUAAUAGGAAAAACAUGAAAAGUACAUACACAGUAUUGAUUGACGAUUGUAAGCAGUUCCCUGGUUCCAAAAGAUCUGUUUACAUUUCUCCACAUCCAUACAUUUUAAGGAUGUGGAAAGGAUUAGGGGGAUAAUGAGCGACAAAGGUUUGAGAAAGUACCCUGGCUUUAGCUUAAUAGGAAAAACAUGAAAAGUACAUACACAGUAUUGAUUGACGAUCGUAAGCCAUUCCCUGGUCCCAAAAGAUCUGUUUACAUUUCUCCACAUCCAUACAUUUUAAGGAUUCCCACACCAGAAGCAUUACCGUUUCAACAUUUCAUUCACUGCAAACCAAAGUGGUUAUCAAAAUGGCUGAGGGGUUCAUAACUGGAGCAAGAAAUCACGUCUCUGAAUGUCAUGAUGACGCCAACAACUAUAUUAUCCUCUCCCGCUUCCACAUAAAUCAGGUGAACUGAUUUGGAGGCAAGACUGCAUCACAAUACGAAGUGUUGAAUGAGUUUGCAUGUAAUUGUUGGGACGACUUCUCUGGUUUCUUGGGAGGCAAUAAUAUGCAUAGAGUCCAUCAGAGUCAGCUUUGCAAAUUGAAUGCAGUGGAGAGCUCGCCGGUGCACACGAAGAUUUAAAGCUGUCUAUAUAACCUACCUAAAAUAUUGGAGAAAAGCUCAGAUUUCAGCUGCAAGUAUCUGACAUACUCCAUCGUUAUGCUCCCGACUAUCUUCUUCUUUGGUCCUUCAACUACCGGAAGACCCACCAAUUUGGUUCUCUUUCAUUCUCUUUGAUUUGGGCUAGAAGAAUACUCAAGUAACAGCAAAAAUCAUAUCUCAGCAGAAGGCAUGUAAGGAAGCCAAAAUCAGAAAUAGGCUGGCUCAUGCAGCAGUCCUGCCAAACCAUACAAUCCUCGAGACCUUGAAGGACUGCUGAUUGAGUAAUGAAGUUCUUGAUGUUCGUCUUGCCAGGUUGAAUUAGUGCUUGUUUGAAUGUUGAGAAGAGGAAAAAAUUUUGAGAAUUUUUAGAAAAAAGUUUGAAGUUUUAUGAGUUUUUUAGGGGAAGUUGUGGAUCCCACUGAACAAGAUGUGUUUGGAUAGCGCAAUACUUUGCGAGAAAUAUAAUGAAAAAAAAAUCUUGUUAUUUAAUUUAAUUUUUUUUAAGAGAGAAAUUUGUCGAUAUAAAGGGAUCCGGAUCGACACUUAUGCAUCA